GUUCGCGGGACGACCCAACCUAGAAUCCAAUGCACCACUCUCUCCCUCUCUCUGAGUCUCUGUUGCCCAUUACUAACCCUGUCUUGUUGACUUACCGUCGCAGAGUUGAGUCAACUUAGUAGAUUUUGUUUUGCUUUAUCUUUUUUUUCUCUCUCCACCCGUGUGUGUGAGUGCUUCACUUUCACUUUUGUUUUUGUUUAUAAAUCGUUGCUUUGCUCGCUCUUGUCUUGUGUCUACUGUCUAUGGUGUCAACGCUUACAAAAAGAGCAACCACAGGAAGUUUCAUGCCUCCCUUCCUCUUCCUCUUAAACCUUUUACUUUCCUCUUUUUGCUGUUGCUUUCUCUUUUGUUUUGUUUUUGGGCUAUUUCAACUUGUCCCUCUUUAAAACCCCAGAGACCCACCCAGCUUCAGUUAACGCUCUUGCACUCUCAACGCUUCCCCUUCAGCUUCCUAACCCCAGUUAAUUUUUUUGAGAUAAUCUGCCAAUGGGGAAGGCUAUUGGCUGUAUUUCAAGGCCAUCUAGAAAGAGAAAGUUGCAUCAAGAAGGCAAUGAUAUGAUGGACUUCUUCUUGGAUGAGCUUACUGAAGACCUCCUAGAAAGGGUCCUUUCAUGGUUACCAACCUCAACGUUCUGUCGCCUCAGUUCAGUGUGCAAGAGAUGGCAGACAGUUGCAGCUUCUGAAACUUUUAAGCUAGCAUGCUCUAGGAUUCCUUCACGGGAUCCAUGGUUUUACAUGGUGGAUCCUAAUCGUAAGCAAUCAGUUGUCUUUGACUCUGCUGAAAGAAGUUGGAAAAAACUCAGUCAUCCGCCUCUCCUCUUGCAUAACUUUAACUAUGACUCCAUUCCAGUUGCAGCAUCUGCUGGGCUUGUCUGUUUCCGCAAUAGGUCUGGCGAUUACAUUGUAUGCAAUCCAGUGGCAGGCUCUUGUCGUGAACACCCUCCAGUGGAUCCAGACUCUCAAGAUCGAUCUCUUCAUGCUGUUGCAAUGAAUGUAUAUUCCAACUACCAUGGCUCAUACAAGCUUUUCUUAGUCUCUGGUGAUCUUCCAAAGCUUUCAUUGAAAGUUUAUAACUCAAGCGCUGAUUGCUGGGAAGAAGAGACUAUGUUGAGGAGAAAAGCUGAUGAUUGUUCGGAAUUUGACUCAAAUGAUGAUGAUGCCAUGUACUUCCUCAGUAAAGCUGGAAACGUAGUGGCGACUAACAUGCAGAGAAGCCCAUCCAAGCAGUAUUCUUCAGUUAUUACUCUUAAAGAUGGUGAGGAGAUUGUUUAUUUCCUCAGCACCUCCGGGACGGUUGUGGCAUGCAAUCUGACCCACAAGUAUUUUUCUGAAUAUCCCAGAUUGUUGCCCGUCUUUUAUGAGUACUCCAUUGAUGUGGUGGAGGGUAAAGGAGAGAUGUUGAUUGUUGUGUUAUCAGAACUUUUUGAAAGUGCUAGCCUUAGGGUAUGGAGAUGUGAUGAGAAAACCAAGACUUGGAAUCAGAUUGCAGCAAUGCCUCCUGCGAUGUCACACGAGUUUUAUGGCAAGAAGGUAGACAUAAACUGUGUUGGGGCUGGUGAUCAGAUAUUUAUCUGCUUAAGCUCUGCUGAGCUUUUUAGUUAUGUUCUUUGUGAUCUUGUGACUAAUGAUUGGGUUGAACUGCCCAAAUGUUCUAUGAAUGGUGAAGCCUUGGAGUUCAUGUCUGCCUUUUCAUUCCAGCCAAGGAUUGAGGCUUCUGUAUGAAAUCAUGGCGUGGAUUGAGCUACGUUUUUAAGGAUUUGAUGAUGUCGUCUGUGAUCCAUCCUUUUUUUUUUUUCUUUUUUAAAUAUUUUUUCUCAGUCUUCUU
This is a messenger RNA of Durio zibethinus, 1825 nucleotides long. Its product is annotated as F-box only protein 13-like. The record is from RefSeq and is a predicted model, not a curated record. NCBI's taxonomy places the organism in Eukaryota, Viridiplantae, Streptophyta, Magnoliopsida, Malvales, Malvaceae. Gene Ontology annotation, molecular function: protein binding.